CGAGAAAAGAGCGAAAAUACGCGAGACUCGGUCAGUCUUCGGCAUGUGCGAUCGUGCUAUCCAGACGGUCAAAAUGCAUAUAAAAACAUCACUUCAUCCUGUGGAAUGGCUUGGAUAGCAGACACAGCUCAGACCACAUCCACUCGAGUAAUAAUAAAUAUGACCAACACAACUGUGGCUUUCUUCGGUGCCAGCGCCGGCGUUGGCCUUUCAGCACUCAACCACACCCUCGCUGCCGGCCAUCAAUGCAUCGCUCUCUGCCGGAAUCCCUCGAAGCUCACAGCUAUCUUCCCUCCAGCAUCAACAUCCAAUCUGACCGUCAUGGAGGGCAACGCACAUGAUGUCGAUGCCGUAUCCAAGUGCCUCCAAACCCCAACCGGCAAACUAGUCGACCUAAUCGUGACCACCAUCGGCGGGAAACCCAUCAUAUCCAAGAUGAGCGUGACACUCGACGAUCCUCACGUUUGCCAGCAAGGCGCAACUGUCCUGCUUGAGGCUAUCACCUAUCUACGAUCUCGUGGUAUCACGGGCAAUCCACACAUCAUCGCCUGUAGCACGACGGGCUUGUCCCGAUUUGCCCGUGAUGUCCCACUCCCUAUGGUACCUGUUUACACCGUCAUGCUAAAGGUUCCCGGCGAGGACAAGAAGAUCAUGGAAGACCGCUUUGCAGAAAGUGGUGAAGCCUACACGAUUGUCCGUGCAAGUCGUUUGGUUGAUGGCGAGACAGACAAGAUGGUCCGGGUGGGACUUGAGGAUUCCACGACUGGUACAGAGUCCAAGGCGAUUGGAUAUAGUAUUUCCAGAGAAGAUACGGGGAAGUGGAUUGCAGAGCAUCUUGUCAUGAAAAGAGAUGCGAGGUAUUUGAAUAAGAUAGCGACGAUUACCAACUGAUAGAAGAUCAUCUGGGUGACGUUAUCAGGACUUGCCUUUAUGGAUCUAAUGGUUACUUUAUUUUGUCAUGUCGCGCUGAAUAUGAUGGGCUUAUCCAUGUAUAGUAUAUUAUUUGAAAGCAACUUCAACUCAUGAAAUACAUUUGAAUUCCCCC
Aspergillus wentii DTO 134E9 is the source of this 1045-nucleotide messenger RNA. RefSeq names its product NAD(P)-dependent oxidoreductase. The record is from RefSeq and is a predicted model, not a curated record. NCBI's taxonomy places the organism in Eukaryota, Fungi, Ascomycota, Eurotiomycetes, Eurotiales, Aspergillaceae. The coding region runs from base 160 to 891 and encodes 243 amino acids. The transcript has a single exon.